Molecule: messenger RNA, 1946 nt
Organism: Aphanomyces astaci
Lineage: Eukaryota; Oomycota; Saprolegniomycetes; Saprolegniales; Verrucalvaceae
Exons: 11
Coding region: 38-1801 (587 amino acids)
Biological process (GO): SRP-dependent cotranslational protein targeting to membrane
Cellular component (GO): signal recognition particle receptor complex; endoplasmic reticulum membrane
Molecular function (GO): signal recognition particle binding; GTP binding; ATP hydrolysis activity
Source: RefSeq, a predicted model, not a curated record
UUCUUCCACAGACAUCGAUUGACAACAACUCCACACCAUGCUUGACCACGUGUCCAUCUUCAGCCAAAGCGGCACCGUGCUAUGGUCGCGCUCGAUGUGCAAGCUCCGAGGGAACCCUGUGGACCAGUUGGUCAAGACGGUGUUAUUGGAAGAGCGCCUUGGACGCAAAGAAUUCAACUACGAAUCGUACCAGAUGCGAUGGAGCUUGGAGAACAAACUCCAACUCGUGCUGGUCGUCGUGUACCAAAAGGUAUUGCAAUUGCUGUACGUCGACGAGCUUCUCGAGCGGCUCAAGCGCGAGGUGGUGGCCAGCUUUGCCGACGAAAUCCGCACUCGCGUUCAGAUUGCGUCGUUCGACAGCACGUUUGACCGCAUUCUCCGCGACGUCGAGUCCGCGCAUUUGAAAUCCAAACGACCCGUCGCAACGCAUGCUCCUGCGGUCGUGUCGUCCAAGGAGAUCGAACUCACGCAAAAUGCUCAUGUGGAUGGCGACGGGGACGAGUUGGAGAAACUCAAGCACGAACUCAAGCUUGUCGGGGCCGGCUCGAAACAGCCCAAGACGAUGCGCACGGGUCCACGGACCGGCAAGAAGAAAGGCGGCAAGAAGGACACCGACGAACCAGCCAAGGGCAGCAACAACAAGGUCAAGACAGUGUGGCACGACCCGAAGGCUACCAUUUCCAAGAAGGACAUGGCAGGAUUGGAUCGGUCGCGCGAGCUGAACGUGGACGAAGAAGCCGCGUCGUUGGCGGAAAAGCGAAAGGAAUACAUUGGCGAAGGCGGCGGCGUCGACGACGACCAUGAAGAAGAAGAAGGCACCGACAGCGUGUCUGGCAGCGACUCGGACGCUGGCGCCAGUGGGUGGACCUUUGGCAAAACGCGAUUUGGGAACUUUUUGCACUCGAUUUCCGGUAACAAGAUCUUGGACCGCGACGACGUGGCGCCCGUGGUGGAGCAAUUCCGUCAGCUGCUGAUCAGCAAGAACGUGGCGUCCGAGGUGGCGCAAGACAUGUGCGAGUCGGUGAUUUCCACGAUGAUCGGCCAGCGCCUCGAGAGCUUUACGCGCAUCCAAACGGUGGUGCAAACCGCGCUCGAAGGCGCCUUGUUGCGCAUCCUGACGCCGAAAAAGUCGACGGACGUCCUCCGCCAAGUGCUGGCGGCGCGCGACCAAGGGCGGUGCUACAGCAUUGUGUUUGUCGGCGUCAACGGUGUGGGCAAGUCGACGAGUUUGUCCAAGGUGGCAUACUACCUCAAGUCCCGCGGCGUCAAGAUCAUGAUUGCUGCGUGCGAUACGUUUCGGUCGGGGGCCGUGGAGCAGUUGAACCAGCACUGCAAGGUCUUGGACGUGCCGCUGUUUGAGCGAGGCUACGCCAAAGACCCUGCGUCGGUUGCCAAGGACGCGAUCGCUCACGGAAACGACCACGGGUUCGACUGCGUCCUCAUCGACACGGCCGGCCGCAUGCAGAACAACGAGCCACUCAUGCGCGCGCUAGCCAAGCUCGUGUCUGUCAACAACCCGGACCUGGUGCUGUUUGUGGGCGAGGCGUUGGUCGGCAACGACGGCAUCGACCAGCUCUCCCUCUUCGAUCGGGCGCUGGUGGACUAUUCGGAUCGCCAAGUGCCGCGUCGAGUGGAUGGCAUCGUGAUCACAAAGUUUGACACGAUUGACGAUAAAGUUGGGGCCGCCGUGUCGAUGGUGUACAAGACCGGCCAGCCCAUCAUGUUUGUCGGCACGGGGCAAAAGUACACCCAUCUCGCCAAGCUCAACGUCAAGACCGUGCUCCGCAGCUUGUUGAACUAACUCUACGACACCAUCCGACGACCUUGACAGUAUACUGGAAGCAUAUGUACUUAGCGUCAUAAAUAUAUUAGCAAGGUUGCAAAGACCGCUCGUGCUAUAAAAGUCCCUAAUAACUGGAAAUCGAAGUGAUAUUUGUGUCGUCCCA